UCCCCUCCACAUAACCAACGCCCCGUCUCUCUCUCUCUCUCUCUAUCUUUCUCUCUCUCUCUCACGCGCCCUCUCUCUCCAAAUCUCUUUUUACCCGGAUCGAUCUUUCCCUCGCCCAUCGAUUUUAAAUGGAUAUUUCUCUAUAAAGGGAGUCGGCUUUGGUGGUAGACGGAAGCAGCAGCAGUGGAAUCGGCUGACGUUGUCUUGGUCCGUAAUGGAUCGACCGAUGGGGAUGACUUCCGACGAUCGGAGGAUUCACUGGAAGAAUUACAAAAGCCUCUUUCUUUUAGCAUAUCAAAGUUUUGGUGUGGUGUAUGGUGACUUGAGUACAUCUCCUCUUUACGUGUACAGAAGUGCAUUUUCUGGAAAGCUAAGCCAUUAUCAAGAUGAAGAAACAAUAUUUGGUGUAUGUUCCUUGAUCUUGUGGACAUUCACUCUAAUCCCAUUGCUUAAGUAUGUUAUCAUUGUCUUGAGUGCUAAUGAUAAUGGUGAAGGAGGACCAUUUGCUCUGUACUCUCUCCUCUGCAGACAUGCAAAGUUUAGUUUGCUUCCUAAUCAGCAAGCAGCUGAUGAGGAGCUUUCUACAUACUAUAGGCAUGGGCACAUGCCUGGCAAUGUGAUUAACUCUCCAUUAAAAAGGUUUCUAGAGAAGCAUAAAAGGCUGAGAACUUGCUUGCUUCUUGUAGUUUUAUUUGCUGCUUCCAUGGUGAUAGGUGAUGGCAUCCUUACACCAGCAAUUUCUGUACUAUCAUCCAUUUCCGGGUUGCAAGUUCGUGCAGAGAAAUUAAGUAAUGCUGAGGUGGUAAUUAUUGCCUGCAUUGUGCUGGUUGGCCUCUUUGCUCUACAGCACAGGGGUACUCAGAGGGUAGCUUUUCUGUUUGCACCCAUUGUUAUCAUUUGGCUCUUAUGCAUUGGCGUAAUUGGUCUAUACAAUAUCAUUCACUGGAACCCCACAAUUUAUCGUGCUCUGUCUCCAUACUAUAUCAUUAAGUUCUUCAGAAGGACAGAAAAAGAUGGUUGGCUUUCUCUAGGGGGAGUACUCCUCUGUAUUACAGGUACUGAGGCUAUGUUUGCAGAUCUUGGCCACUUCACUGAUUCAUCCAUUAAGGUUGCAUUUGUUUCUGUAAUUUACCCAUGUCUGGUACUGCAAUAUAUGGGGCAGGCAGCAUUUCUUUCCAAAAAUUUUUCUGUUGUACCUAUAAGCUUCUAUAAAUCCAUUCCAGAACCUGUCUUUUGGCCAGUUUUUGUGCUAGCCACUCUUGCUGCUAUAGUCGCUAGCCAAGCCAUCAUCUCAGGAACAUUUUCAAUUAUCAAGCAAUGUCAUGCUUUGGGUUGUUUUCCACGCAUCAAAAUUGUCCACACAUCAAGGUGGAUCUAUGGACAGAUAUACAUACCUGAAAUAAACUGGAUCCUUAUGGUCCUUUGUCUGGCCGUCACUAUUGGCUUCCAUGACACAACCUUAAUUGGAAAUGCUUAUGGAAUUGCAUGCGUAAUUGUGAUGUUCGUGACUACAUGGUUGAUGGCGCUGGUCAUCAUUUUUGUAUGGCAAAAGCAUGUCUUGCUUGCUUUGUUGUUCCUCAUAUCUUUUGGAUCUAUUGAGGCUGUCUAUUUUUCUUCUUCAGUUAUGAAAGUUCCCCAGGGAGGAUGGGCACCUCUUGUGCUCUCCUUUGUUAUUAUGGUCAUCAUGUACGUUUGGCACUAUGGCACUAGAAGGAAAUAUCAAUUUGACCUACAAAACAAAGUCUCUAUGAAAUGGAUUCUCACUCUUGGCCCCAGCCUUGGAAUUGUUCGUGUACCAGGAAUUGGACUCAUUUACACAGAACUGGUAACAGGAGUGCCUGCUAUCUUCUCUCACUUUAUCACCAACCUUCCUGCUUUCCAUCAAGUUCUAGUCUUUGUUUGCAUGAAGUCAGUGCAAGUUCCAUAUGUUCCCAUGGAUGAACGGUGUCUCAUAGGUCGGAUUGGUCCUAGAGCCUACCGUAUGUACAGGUGCAUUGUGAGAUAUGGGUAUAAGGAUGUGCGGAAGGAUGAUGACAACUUUGAGAACCAAUUGGUGAUGAGCAUUGCCAAGUUCAUUCAGAUGGAAGCUGAGGAAACAUCCUCAGGCAGUUAUGACAUAUCUCCUGAAGGAAGGAUGGCUGUAAUACAAACAUCUGAAAUGUCUGUCUCAGGGCUGAUAAUGAAGGAGGCUGAUGAGAAUACAGGUGACUCUACCAUUGUGAGGAGCAGCAAAUCAGAAACACUCCGAAGCUUGCAAUCACUAUAUGAGCAAGAAUCACCGAGUGUGAGCCAAAGAAUGCAGGUUCGAUUUGAGCUGCUAGAAGCAGAGUAUAUGGACCCACAGGUUAGAGAAGAGCUAAUGGCUCUUGUCGAAGCAAAAAGAGCAGGAGUUGCAUAUAUCAUGGGCCACUCUUAUAUAAAGGCCAGGAGAUCUUCAUCAUUUUUAAAGAAAUUUGUCAUCAAUGUUGCCUACUCCUUCCUCCGAAAGAAUUGCAGGGGCCCAGCAGUAGCCUUAAACAUCCCCCACAUCAGCCUCAUUGAAGUGGGUAUGAUCUACUAUGUUUAGUUGGGUGCUCCUUUUAUCAGGAUCUUUUGGGCAGCAGCAGAGGAAGUGCAAACAGGAGAUUGUUGACUGCUCUAGUAUGUGAGUUGUGAAGGUUGAGUCUGUGCUCUGGUGACUUGGACUUUGAACAAGACAAAAUGCUUAUCGUGCUUGACAUAGAGCACUGCUGCUAAUCACAAACCGGUAGUUAUCAUGUCAAUAUAUGAUGCAGCGCUUGAAAAUGUGUUCAAUUGAGGAGCUGAGCGGAUAAGCCAUGACAAAUGGGCUCAUAGGUCAUAGUUUAUGUCCUGCUUUCAUGGCAUAUCAGAUCACUACGUAUUAAAGAUAAGACAAGUAGAAAUUAAGAUGCAAUGUAAAUCUCAUGUUUGUAAAUUGAAGACCUCUCUUUCCCUGCAAGUAUGAGGAUUUGAGUCCUAAAAGUAGCUGUUUUUUUCCAUGUCAUUUUUGAAAGAAGCUAAAACUAUUCAGGUGUA
Elaeis guineensis (African oil palm) is the source of this 3036-nucleotide messenger RNA. Its product is annotated as potassium transporter 7-like. NCBI's taxonomy places the organism in Eukaryota, Viridiplantae, Streptophyta, Magnoliopsida, Arecales, Arecaceae. Gene Ontology annotation, molecular function: potassium ion transmembrane transporter activity. Gene Ontology annotation, biological process: potassium ion transmembrane transport. The record is from RefSeq and is a predicted model, not a curated record. Gene Ontology annotation, cellular component: membrane.